GCCAUGUGGCUCCUGCCUCUGGCCCCAACUGGGCCCCGGCGGGACAACCCCCGUCACCUGCCUUCCUGCAGCCCAGCGCUGCUGCUGCUGCUGGGCAGCUGCCUGGGGGUCUCUGGGGUGGCGGCGGGUUCUCGGAGGCCCAAUGUGGUGCUGCUCCUCACCGACGACCAGGACGAAGUGCUCGGCGGCAUGACACCACUAAAAAAAACCAAGGCUCUCAUUGGAGAAAUGGGGAUGACCUUCUCCAGUGCUUAUGUGCCAAGUGCUCUUUGCUGCCCAAGCAGAGCCAGUAUCUUGACGGGGAAGUAUCCACAUAAUCAUCACGUUGUUAACAACACUUUAGAGGGAAACUGCAGUAGUAAGUCUUGGCAGAAGAUCCAAGAACCAAAUACUUUCCCAGCAAUUCUCAGAUCAGUGUGUGGUUAUCAGACCUUUUUCGCAGGGAAGUACUUAAAUGAGUAUGGAGCCCCAGAUGCAGGUGGACUAGAGCAUGUUCCUCUGGGCUGGAGUUACUGGUACGCCUUGGAAAAGAAUUCUAAAUACUAUAAUUAUACCCUCUCUAUCAAUGGGAAGGCACGAAAGCAUGGUGAAAACUACAGUGUGGACUACCUGACAGAUGUUCUGGCUAAUAUCUCUUUGGGCUUCCUGGACUACAAAUCCAACUCUGAGCCAUUCUUCAUGAUGAUCUCCACACCAGCACCACACUCGCCUUGGACAGCCGCACCUCAGUACCAGAAGACCUUCCAGAAUGUCUUUGCACCAAGAAAUAAGAACUUCAACAUCCAUGGAACGAACAAGCACUGGUUAAUUAGGCAAGCCAAGACCCCAAUGACUAAUUCUUCAAUACAGUUUUUAGAUAGUGCCUUUAGGAAAAGGUGGCAGACUUUAUUGUCAGUUGAUGACCUUGUGGAGAAACUAGUCAAGAGAUUGGAGUUCAAUGGGGAACUUAACAACACGUACAUCUUUUAUACCUCAGACAAUGGCUAUCACACAGGACAGUUUUCUUUGCCAAUAGACAAAAGACAGCUGUAUGAGUUUGACAUCAAAGUUCCACUGUUGGUUCGAGGACCUGGGAUCAAACCAAAUCAGACAAGCAAGAUGCUCGUUGCCAACAUUGAUUUGGGUCCUACUAUUUUGGACAUUGCUGGAUAUAACCCAAAUAAGACACAGAUGGAUGGGAUGUCUUUAUUGCCCAUUUUGAGAGGUGCCAGUAAUCUGACGUGGCGGUCUGAUGUCUUGGUGGAGUAUCAAGGAGAAGGCCGUAAUGUCACCGACCCAACAUGUCCUUCCCUGAGUCCCGGAGUAUCUCAAUGCUUCCCAGACUGUGUCUGUGAAGAUGCUUACAAUAACACCUAUGCCUGUGUGAGGACCAUGUCAACACAGUGGAAUUUACAGUAUUGUGAGUUUGACGACCAGGAGGUGUUUGUGGAAGUCUACAACCUGACUGCAGACCCAGACCAAAUCACGAACAUUGCUAAAAGUAUAGACCCAGAGCUUUUGGGGAAAAUGAACUACCGGCUAAUGAUGUUACAGUCCUGUUCUGGACCAACCUGUCGCACUCCAGGUGUUUUUGACCCGGGAUACAGGUUUGACCCUCGUCUCAUGUUCAACAAUCAUGGCAGUGUCAGGACUCGAAGGUUUUCAAAACAUCCUCUGUAGCGACCUCUGCAGUUGGGUCCCAGCACACCUCUGUCUGAUGAAGUGAUUGUAGUAGGUUUCUGUAGCUAGUCCUCAAGACCACGCCUUGAAGAGUUUCUGGACUGGCUCUAAGUCCUGUUUGAAAAAGCAACCCAAUCAGCUGACUUCCUUGUGCAAUGUGUUAAACUGUGAACUCCGCCCACACGUCAGGAAUGGCUGUCCCUUCAUUCACCUAAUAACGAAUGCUCCUGAGGUCUUUGUCCUCACCCACACCCUUUCUGUCCUGGGGUCACAGUUCUUGAUUAUUCCCCAUGUGGCCAUAGUC
Puma concolor (puma) is the source of this 1963-nucleotide messenger RNA. RefSeq names its product glucosamine (N-acetyl)-6-sulfatase (gene GNS). Gene Ontology annotation, molecular function: glycosaminoglycan binding; N-acetylglucosamine-6-sulfatase activity. Gene Ontology annotation, biological process: glycosaminoglycan metabolic process. Lineage: Eukaryota; Metazoa; Chordata; Mammalia; Carnivora; Felidae. The record is from RefSeq and is a predicted model, not a curated record.